Molecule: messenger RNA, 1422 nt
Organism: Spinacia oleracea (spinach)
Lineage: Eukaryota; Viridiplantae; Streptophyta; Magnoliopsida; Caryophyllales; Amaranthaceae
Exons: 1
Coding region: 1-1422 (473 amino acids)
Molecular function (GO): S-adenosylmethionine-dependent methyltransferase activity
Source: RefSeq, a predicted model, not a curated record
AUGGGCGGGGUGCAUAAUUUGGGGGGUUUUAAGACAGUGAAAUGGCAAGCCUUUCACGGGUCUUUAGCAAGGCGAUUAGCAAUUCGAACUUUGAUGUUUGCUCUUGUCAUUUCGAUGUUGCCCCUUUUGCAACUUGUGAUUGAUAUUGAUCCUGCAAAACCCAUGUUUAUGAGCUCUAAUGGAUGUGAUACUGAAGUGGGUUAUUUUGACCCGGAUUCGGUCCUUGGCAGGGUUCUUAAACCCAUUGCUCCAUUCGUAUUCCCACAUUUGAGAUCUGGAAUGUGCCAGGAUAAUGUGAAUUUGACUAUUUCUGUGGUGAGGGAGCUAAUGGGUAAGAAUUUGCUCAAUUUUGGAGCAAAAGCCCUUUGUAUUGGCAAGGGGACAGCAUCGGCUGUCUCGGCGUUGCGUGAUUUUGGGUUUUCAAAUGUUGAUGAAAUUCACAGGCACCCCUUUUUCAUGCUUAAGCAAAAACAAGUUGUUUGUGAACUUGAUUUUGAUGACAAUUCCUUUGAUUUUGUCAUGGCGAAUGACCUUAGUAAGGUCUCGGUUCCUGCUAUCCUUGUGAGUGAAGUGGAGCGAAUUCUGAAAUCCGGGGGGACUGGAGCAAUUCUUGUGGGUAGUGAAGGCUCCAAUCAUGAUAGUUUGAUUAGGUCUGCAACUACAGUAUCUUCAUUUCUCAAAAGGUCAAAUGUGAUUGAUGUUGUUAGCUUAGGGAGCUUCACUUUAGUUGCAUUUAUGAAGAAAGGUAAUAAGUUGGGUUCUUUCGAGCAGUAUCGUCUGCCAACAAAUUGUCCUUCUAUCAAGCGGAACAAACCCAUUAUGAACAAGAUGGAACCUUUAGUUGACAAGAUGCCUAAGGCCAAUGGUAAGAGAGUUACUUAUCUACCAAACUUGGUUGGUGUACCCUCUACAGGAAAGCUGGUUUAUAUAGACAUGGGGGCAAAGGAAGCUGCAAAUUUUAGCAAUAGCAACUGGUUCUUACCCUCAUACCCUAUCAAUUCAAAAGCUUUUAGUGUUUACAUUGUGGAUCAUGAUGCUUUUGUUUUGACUUCUCAUGUAAAAUGUCCUGGUGUUACCUUCAUUUAUCACCCAGCGUUGGGUGGAAGUGUUGUCAAAGAUAAAUCCAACUCUGUUAAUGUCCAUGAUGAAGAGCCACUUAUUGAUGAUGAAGAGUUUGAUUUUGUUGUUUGGUUUAAGGAAACAGUGGAAGUUGCGGAUUUUGUGGUGUUGAAGAUGAAUAUGGGAAAGGCUGAAAUGAAGUUUUUAUCUGAACUGUUUGAAAGUGGCAUCAUCUGCUAUGUUGACGAGCUGUUCUUGCACUUCUCUGAUGCAGAUCGUGAUGAUAAUGGUGAAAGCCACAUUAAUCUCUUUCAAAGCCUAAGAAGCAAUGGUGUGUUUGUCCAUCAAUGGUGGGGCAAUUGA